CCUGCGGGGAAAGCUCUGCCGGCGCGACCGCCGCAUCCAGCCGCCUCCGCUACCCUCCGGGAAGGCCAUAGAGCGAGGGCGGGCAGAGCGGCGCUUCCUGUACGGAGAGCCCCCCUUCUCUUCCUGCCCCCGCAUUGCCAAGGCGACGGAGAAGGCCGGGGCGGAGUUCUCCUCAAGGCCGAGGCUCCCCUGAAGGGACGGAGCGGGGCUCGCCUCUCCUCUCGCCUGCUGCUUGCCUUCUCAGCCUGGAAUCCUCAUCUUUCCCUGACCUUUGCCCUUCAGGCCUCACCCUGGAGCGACCUCUGACUUCCCAGUCUCUCUUUUGAUUCUAUGAUUCCUGUCACCUUUGAACUCAGCCUCUCCCCCUUCCUUGCCCUUAAUUCCUUUUCAAGGCAAUCUAUCACCCCUCUGGUUCCUCUCCUCUGAAUGUCUUAUUGGCCCUUAAUUUCCUUUCCUCUUCCUCCUCCUCAAAGACAUAUUGGAUCCCUCUAUCCUUCUGGUUUCUCUCCCAGAUUCCACUCCUGAGUAUCUUUUAACAGUUUCCCAUCCUCAUCAAGGCCUAGCCGUGCCCCAUUCGUUUUGCCAAGAUUCCCACGCUUUUCACCGAGAAGCUCUGGCGAUGCCCCCUGGUUGGGGGAAGCGGGGAGGCUGAGGCAGAAGAGAGGAGGCCACCCUGCCAGAAAAGGGGCACCCAGGUCCCAUUAUCCAGGUGUGUCUCAAAAUGGCUACCAUGCUGAGGUGGCCACGGAAGGGAAGUGUGGCACCCUAAAAGAGAGCAGUGGCAUGUUACAGGAGCAGCUGUGAGGGCCACAAGAAGCAAGCUCUGGGGCCUUUUCUGCCUGGAUAGAGGGGACUCGUUGCCUUAAAGGGUCUUUUGGAUUUUUUGUGAUCUGGGCAGUGUGCUGACCCAUUAGCCAACCACACUCCAAAGGUGUCACCAGGAAGCUUGUGGCAGGUGGAGGAGAGCCAGGCUGCUUUCCCCACUGCCUGCUCCAACUGCUGCCGCCACCAUGUCGACCUCUUCGCUGCGCCGUCAGAUGAAGAACAUUGUCCACAAUUACUCUGAAGCAGAGAUCAAGGUGCGAGAGGCCACAUCGAACGAUCCAUGGGGUCCCUCCAGCUCCCUCAUGUCCGAAAUUGCUGACCUCACUUACAAUGUGGUGGCCUUCUCUGAAAUCAUGAGCAUGAUCUGGAAACGCCUCAAUGACCAUGGCAAGAAUUGGCGUCAUGUCUAUAAGGCCAUGACACUGAUGGAAUACCUAAUCAAGACAGGCUCAGAGCGAGUGGCUCAGCAAUGCAAGGAAAACAUUUAUGCCAUCCAGACACUAAAGGAUUUCCAAUAUGUUGAUCGGGAUGGAAAGGACCAAGGGGUCAAUGUGCGGGAGAAGGCCAAGCAGCUAGUGGCCCUUCUCAAAGAUGAUGAACGACUUAAAGAGGAACGAGCCCAUGCUCUAAAAACAAAGGAGAAGCUGGCCCAGACUGCAACUGCUUCUUCAGCUUCCUCCUCUUUGGCAAAUGCCCCUGUGGAAGCGGAGCAGGCUUGGCCUCAGAGUAGCGGAGAAGAAGAACUGCAGCUACAGCUGGCGCUGGCCAUGAGCAAAGAGGAAGCGGAGCAGGUAAGCGCCAAGAAGGAAGUUAAAAACCUGGAUAUGGGACCAGGCCUUCGGCCCCCUGCAGUGGCCGACGAAGACCUACAGCUCCAGCUAGCCCUUAGCUUGAGCAAAGAGGAACAUGACAAGGAGGAGCGAAUCCGGCGUGGGGAUGACCUACGACUCCAGAUGGCCAUUGAGGAGAGCAAGAAAGAGACAGUUCCUGCUAAGGAGGAGUCAUCCCUGAUGGAUCUCGCUGAUGUCUUCACCGCCCAGCCUACUGCUGACCCCUGGGGUGCCUCUCCUGCUCCAGCCGACCCCUGGGGUGGUGCUGCCCCAGUUGUAUCCGCAGCUCCCACUGAUCCAUGGGGACCAGCCGCUACUGGAGCACCUUCCACAGGAGAUCCAUGGGGGAGCACCACAGCACCUCCUGCAGCCCCCUCAGACCCAUGGGGUGGCCCCUCAGCUGCAGGCACCGACCCCUGGAAGACUGAAGGUGGGGUUUCUGUUGGGACAACAGCAGCCUCAUCCACAGACCCAUGGUCAUCCAGCCCAACUCCGGCCUCCCAGGGGAAACCGGCCCCUGACCCUUGGGCUCCAGCAUCUACUUUUUCAGAUCCCUGGGGAGGUUCCCCUUCCAAACCCAGCACCAAUGGCACUGCAGCUGGCGGAGGCUUUGAGCAGUUUGGUGGUCCUGGGGACAGGGACGAAUUCUCAGAUUUCGACAGCCUGCGCCCGGCGCUGCCCAAAUCCGGGAGCAGCACAGGUGAGCUCUCACUCUUAGCUGGUGAGGUGCCUGUUUGCCGGGCUGGAGGUGGCACUGAGAGCCCCAAUGCUUUUGACAUGGCAGCCAUGAGUGGGUCCCUUCCGGACACCUCCAAGCCAACACGCAAGACUCCAGAGUCCUUCCUGGGUCCCAAUGCUGCCCUUGUUGAUUUGGACUCUUUGGUCAGCAAACCCACUGCCCUCUCUAGCAGCGCAAAGGCCUCCAAUCCUUUCCUACCCACUGGUUCAGGCUCUGCCCCUGCCCCAUCUGCCUCAACUACAAACCCCUUUCAAGCAACGGCGGCUGCUCCACUUUCUCUCAACCAACUCCGUGUCAGCCCAGUUCUCCCUUUAUCCCAGCCAGCACCCCCCGCCUUCCCUGCCACGGCUCCUAUGGUCUCGGUCUCCCCCAUGGCCCCCGGGAUGCCCUUAGCCACCGUUUCCCCCAUUGUGGGAGUUCAGCCCAUGGGGGGCGUUCCACCUAUGGGGCUCCCUGCCAUGGGGCUGCCCCCUCAGAGCGUGGCGCCUGCGGGCAUGGUCCCCAGCAGCACCUCUGCUUCCACCAUGGGGAGUACUAACCCCUUCUUGCUAUAAUCAGUGGGAACCAUCUAGCCCUCCGGUCACUAUCCCCCACCAGCCCCCUUCAUCCUGUAUUCCCAAUUUGCAAUGGAGCCCCCUAAGAUUCCACCCACAAACAUGGGGCAGCCAAGCCUGGGCUACGUGGGGAUGGAAGGAAGGGGAGAGACUUGCGUCCUUUAUCACAAGUUCCUCUACCCCCAUGUUGGGGGCAGGAGGGGCUUUCCCUUUUUUGGUUUUAAGGGGUGGGGUGAGGCAUAAAAGAUCUCCCUUGUUGCUCUUGGAAGCAGCUCGGAGAGUGUGUUUUGGCUGUUGUAGCACAGUCCCCGGCAGUAGCGAUCCCUGCUCAUUCUCAUUGAGUUUGGGGAAGAUAGGGAAGCCAGAAGGGAGGGGACUGAGAAGCAGCCGCCAAAAUGGGGGUCGGGAAAGGGGUGGGCCACAAAGGCAGGGGUAUCAUCUCCAAAACUUGAGUGUUUUUAUGCCUUUCCCACACUUACCAGAGUAAAUAUUCAUCCCAUUUUGGAUGCAGUGGCAAGUUUGGGAAUAUUUUUAGCCUCACCCUCAUCUUGGCUCAUAAAUCUCUUUCCUACACAUUUUAGGAGUACAGGCCCUUACAAAUGACAUUUUCUUGUGGGGUGGGGAAAGGAUGGAGGGCACACACUUCCCUUUAAAUGAAAUAGAAACCCUUCAAUCCCAGUUUCCAGAUUCAAGCUUCUCCAUCCCAUUCCCACCCCCCACAGCUGGGACCAGUCUUUAUCAGCCGGGGAGGUGGGAGUGAAAUCAGAUGGGGUUGAAACCAGUGAAGCCCUUUGCUAAUUUGGGGAUGGAUUGAGACACCAGGAAUAUAUUUGUCUCUGCCAUUCCUGGGGGCCAAGAGGAGUACCACUCAUUUGAGGUCAGAGACCAAAGCUGGGAAGGCAGCACUACGCUUGGCCCCCUGUCCUCUCCUGAGAGAGAGAGAAAAGGCAACCACUUUUUGCAAACUGCAUGGAGGCCCUUUCAGGCAUCACACUUGGGAAAGGAGCCUUGAAACCAUCAAAACAUCCCGCUAUGAAAGGGCAACCAUUGGAGGAUUCUAUGAGUCUCAAAACCUUCU
Messenger RNA from Anolis sagrei ordinatus, 4026 nucleotides. RefSeq names its product epsin 1 (gene EPN1). Lineage: Eukaryota; Metazoa; Chordata; Lepidosauria; Squamata; Anolidae. Gene Ontology annotation, cellular component: clathrin vesicle coat; plasma membrane; endosome. Gene Ontology annotation, molecular function: clathrin binding; phospholipid binding. The record is from RefSeq and is a predicted model, not a curated record. Gene Ontology annotation, biological process: endocytosis.